Octodon degus (degu) is the source of this 1653-nucleotide messenger RNA. It is a transcript of the gene Serpinb11, whose product is annotated as serpin family B member 11. Bases 101 to 1276 code for a protein of 391 amino acids. Gene Ontology annotation, molecular function: serine-type endopeptidase inhibitor activity. Gene Ontology annotation, biological process: negative regulation of endopeptidase activity. The record is from RefSeq and is a predicted model, not a curated record. The transcript is spliced from 8 exons. Lineage: Eukaryota; Metazoa; Chordata; Mammalia; Rodentia; Octodontidae.
GAAGGGUUGUAUUUCCUCUGAGGGACAUAGCUCCAGUCUUACCUGACAACCUGUCCACAUCACCACCAGGAAACAGCAAAGCAGUGAAAUUGGCAUAAAAAUGCAAUCCCUCAGCACAGCAAAUGUUGAAUUUUGCCUUGAUGUCUUCAAGCAGCUGAACAGUAAUAAUGCAGGAGAUAACAUCUUCUUUUCUCCAUUGAGUAUGUUUUAUGCUCUAAGUUUGAUCCUCCUUGGUUCCAGGGGAACCACUGAAAGGCAAAUAGGAAAGGUGCUUCACUAUCAGCAUACUACAGAAUCUUUAAAACUAGAGUUUAAGGAUUCCUCUGAGUGCAGCCAAGCUGGAAGAAUACAUUCAGAAUUUGGAGCCCUUCUCUCUCAAGUCAACCAACCAGGUUCUAACUACACCCUCAGCAUUGCCAACAGACUCUAUGGGGCAAAGACGAUAGAAUUCUAUCAGCAAUAUUUAAGCUGUUCUGAGAAAAUUUACCAAGCCAGACUACAAGUUGUUGAUUUUGAACAAUCUACAGAAGAAACGAGAAAAACUAUCAAUGCUUGGGUUGGAAAGAAAACUAACGGAAAAAUCACAAACCUCUUUGAAAAGGGCACUAUUGACCCUUCCUCUGUCAUGGUCCUGGUGAAUGCCAUAUAUUUCAAAGGCCAGUGGCAAAAUAAAUUUCAGGAAAGUGAGACAGUUAAAUCCUGCUUCCAGCUAAGUGACGGUAAAACUGUAACUGUGGAUAUGAUGCACCAAAGUGGAACAUUUAAGUUGGCCUUCAUAAAGAAUCCACAGAUGCAAGUUCUUGAGAUGCCUUAUGUUAAUAACAAGCUGAGUAUGAUUAUUUUGCUGCCAGAGCAGAAUAAUCUAGCAGAGAUAGAAAAGCAGCUGAAUGUGAGGACGUUUCGGGAGUGGACCAACCCUUCCAACAUGGUGGAGAGAGAAGUGGAGGUGCACAUCCCCCGAUUCAAACUUGCAAUCAAGUACGAAUUAAAUUCUCUGCUAAAAUCCAUAGGGAUGACAGACAUCUUCGAGCCAGCCAGAGCUGAUUUCUCUGGAAUGUCGCCAGACAAGGGCCUAUAUGUAUCAAAAGUUAUUCACCAGUCCUACGUGGAUGUCAACGAAGAAGGCACUGAGGCAGCUGCAGCCACUGGGGACAACAUCGCUGUAAAAAGACUCCCCAUUCGACAUCAGUUUUUAGCUAAUCGUCCUUUCUUGUUCUUUAUAAGGGAGAGGUUCAACAGUAUGGUUCUCUUUGCUGGCAAGCUUGCCUCUCCAUAAACAGAGAGGUGAGACUCACUGGGGAGGGUGAGGUAGGGGCAGACAGGUGACCGCAGCCCGCGGUGCACGUACCUCCGUGCCUCAGUGAGCUCAUUUGCAAAGGAGGGUUAGGAUCACUUCCAACUCACUGCGUAGAUGAUGAAGGUUAUCUGACUUUCCUAUCACAUGAGCUGAGUUAUCUGGUUCCUCGUGUGAGUGCUUUCUGUGUAAUAUGUUUGAGUGAACGAAAAAUGUUUUAAAGGGUUGAAUUCUCUUGAACUGUAUAUAUUAAAAAGAUGGUGAAUACAUGGCUUCUUUGCCUUCAAAAAGCAGCUUAAGGACUUCUACUUUGGUUAAAUUUUAAAAUAUUAUAAUUUUGUUUGCAUAUAUAUUCUUUG